CUACCCGGCCCCGCUCCGCCGUCUGCAGUGCCCUGCAGUGCGGCCACCAGCCGACCCGCCUGAAUGAAGCCCCCAGCGCUUCCCCGCGCGGCGGCGACACGUGAGGCCCAAUGAGGCGGCGCCAUGGGGCCGGGGAGGGUGCCGUGGGUGGUGGUGGGGGCGCUGCUGGUUCUAUCCAGGGUCCUAUCCUGGCCCGGUGCGGCCGCGCUCGACGCUUUGACGAGAAAGGAUAGCGAGGACGCGCUGCAGCUGGUGCACGAUGUGUCGACGGGCAGCCUGGGCGCGCUGUGCCUCGCCAACCAGCACUUCCGGUCGCUGUCCGCCGCCGUGGACCCGCGCCGCUACGACCCGGUGCGCCAGAAGGCCGACAUGGCGGCCCUCGUCCUCAAGGACCUGGGCGUGGCCCACCACGCCGGGCUCCUGGACGCCGUCACCAAGGCCCUGCUGCUGUCGGAGCGCCACGUGCUGGCGGCCAGGAUCCUGACGCUCAACGCCUCCAACGGGGACGUGCUCAACAUGGUGGAGUGGAAGUACGACGGCGAGGGUCUGUCCAUGUCGGGGCCGUCGCGCACGCACCCGGCCAGCCUGCCCGCCGACCCGGCAGACCUGCCCUGGUACGAGGACGCCGCCACGUCGCCCACGCUGCGCUCCCCCAAGUUCGUCGACUCGCCGGCCAACGUCAGCUACAAGGGCUGGUGGACCUUCCCCUACUUCUCGUGCUCCAACCGGCGCUGGCUGCUGUCCUACAGCGUGCCCGUCGCGCCCACCAACCGCCACAUGACCAAGGGCUUCCUCAGCCUGGACGUGGACCUGUCCUCGCUGGAGGUGAACCAGUGCGAGCCCAGCCCGCGCGUGCCGGGGUGGGCGCGGCGCGGCGCGGCGGAGCAGCACCAGGUGGCGGUGUUCCACGGCACCCACAAGUGCGACAACGUGACCACGCAGUGCGUCCACAUUCCCGGCGCGGGCUGGGCGAGGGGGAGCUACUACUGCAGGUGCAGGCCCGGCUUCUACAGCCCCAAAAACAAAGGCAUUUUCAACGGCACCGUGGUGGAGCAGGCGUGGCAGGAGUACGAGGAGCAACAGAUCCAAGAGGGCCAGCAGCCGGGGCCCCAGCACCAGGCCCACCAGGCGGGGCGGCGCGCGCCCCUCUCGCUGUUCCAGUGCCUCAAGUGCGCGCCCGGCUGUGACACGUGUCGCGGCCCCGACCCCUGCCUCGCCAACUACAACUGGCCCUUCAGAAUCAGCCUGCUGGUGGUGUCCGUGUGCUGCGUGGUCAUGGUGCUGGCGCUGGCGGCCUACGUGUUCCACAACCGGCGCAUCAAGGUGUUCAAGGUGGCCUCCCCCAUCUUCCUGGCCAUCACGCUGCUGGGCUGCGCCAUGAUGUACCUCGAGCUGGCCGCCAUCUUCCCCGUGCUGGACCUGUACUCGUGCAUCGCCACCAAGUGGACGCGGCACCUGGGCUUCUGCAUCACCUACACCGCCCUGCUCAUGAAGACGUGGCGGGUGUCGCUAACGUACCGCGUCAAGUCCGCGCACAAGGUCAAGCUGACGGACAAGCAGCUGCUGCAGUGGAUGUUCCCCAUCCUGCUCGUCAUGCUCAUCUUCCUGGGCGCCUGGACGCUCAGCAUGCCGCCGCAGGCCGAGGUGAUCCGGGACUCGGCGGGGCUGGCCUUCAAGCAGUGCCAGUACAACUGGUGGGACCACAGCCUGUCCAUCGGCGAGGUGCUGUUCCUGCUGUGGGGCAUCAAAGUCUGCUACAACGUGCGCAACGCCGAGUCCCUGUACAACGAGGCGCGCCUCAUCAGCUACGCCAUCUACAACAUCGCCAUCGUCAACACCACCAUGGUCGCCUUCCACCUCUUCAUCUUCCCGCACGCCGGCCCGGACAUCAAGUACCUGCUGGGCUUCAUCCGCACGCAGCUCAGCACGUCGGUCACCGUGGGACUCGUCUUCGCGCCCAAGGUGGUGCGCGUGCUGCGCGGCCAGGGCGACCAGUGGGACAACCGCGCGCGCGCCAGGGGCGUCACGGCGUCCUUCUCCUUGAACGGCAUCGGCCUGGUCCCCGAGGAGACGGCGGACCUCUACCAGGAGAACGAGGAGCUCAAGGAGGAGAUCCAGAAGCUGGCGGCGCAGAUCGAGUUCUCCAAGAUCGUGGCCAUGGAGGUGCACAACCGGCACCUCAAGCCCAAGCCGGGCGGCUACUUCAGCCAGGCCACGGCGGUGACGCUGCAGUCGCCGCAGGGCGGCCAGGGCGGCGCGUCCAUCCGCACCACCACGGCGGCGGCCUCGGCCUUCUCCGCCUUCUCGGCGCCGCAGCCCGGCAGCCUCGCCGACAAGGCCGAGAGGGCCGGCAACAACGGCGGCCUGUUCCGCGGCCGCAACUCCAUGGGGGACGAGUCCCUGGCGUCCAGCACCUCGCCCGCCGCCUCGGCCGAGGCCCUGGGCCUGGCCCUGGGCAGCGGCAGCGUCGGCGACAGGGCGGAGCGGCUGGACCGGGUGUGACUAGAGGUCAAUAGUGAGGAAGUGUGGUUGUGACACGCAGCCGGCGGGGGGCGCGGCCUCGGCCACGGCCAGGGCCACGGCCAGGGCCACGGCCAGGGCCACGGCCACGGCCACGGCCUCGAGCGCGACGACGAGGAGACGCUGCAGUACCGCCUCACCUACGUCUCCAGCAUGGUGUGAGUCGCAGCGCGCCCCCUUCCGGAAGAGAUGACAAGUUCAAGUUCAAGUUAGGGGUUCUAACUCACGGCCUUGGGUUGGCUUCACAUCCGUAACUUGGAAGGAACAGGCUUUUUCUAGAUUGUCGAGAGGAGCGAGCCGAGCGUCGGAGGGAAAAGAGAGUUACCCGACUUGAAGCAUUGGAGGUACGGCCCUGCUGAGCGACGCGGGCAGAGGCAGAGAAGCUGCAUUGUGUGCAACAGACUCUGUCUCUUGGAAUGAGAAGGAUAUUUCGGAUUAAUUAAUGUUAUUUGUAAUCUCUAUAGAUUUGACUGUGUCUGUCGCAAAGUAUUAGAAGGAACUGCUUGCUCUCUUCUUUUUUCAGAUGCAUUGUUUUGCGAGAGAAUGGAACGAUUCUUCUAAAUUGGGUUGCCCCGAAACAAUGCGACUUGCUUUCUUACUGCGUUCAUAGAUAUGCUCUUCAUGUUUGCUGGGCUUUAGAGGUGAAUGGUGAAUGAACCAUGGGGCAUUGCAAACCACUUUUCCUCACUAUUGAGAAUUGAAGCUUCCCAUCGGAAAGGAACAUUUGUAAAUAGUUCAUCAAAUAACGUGUGCAUAAAAUAAAUUGUGCCAAUAUUUUCGAGAUUGGAGUUUAAGAUUGAUGUAGAAGUAAGGUGACAAAUCCGCUGGUGCCAAACAAACAAGAAGUGAGAUGCGACUACACAGGGUGUCUUUUUUAUGUUUGCGAAGCGCAAAGGGGGUACUUGUUGGGGUGCAUGGCGCAUGAAGCGCUCCAACUAUAAAAGCUAAGACAUGCCCUCGGAAAUACAGGAAAACACUCCUGAAAGUCCCUUUUUUUCGUUUUCAAAAUGUUUAAAAAAAUAUACCUGUGUUAGUCAUGGAGGGGGGGUGAUGUGUGGAAUGAAAGACUGAAAGAAGGUGAGAUGCACCAGUAUCAAAUUUUAAGUCAUAAACUAAAAAGCUGAAGGUAUCCCUACUCUGGGAUAAUUGCUAGGUAGAACUGUACAGUGUACAGACACCUUAGCCCUAAAAAUAAGUUGAUAAGAAAGUAGUCAUGUGUGACAUUAAUAUGGUGUGUAGGUCUGCUUCUGACCUUGUUAUCUUCUCCCUUAACUUUAGUGUCUUAUUGUGAGCCCAACAUGUAGAAUGAAUCUGUCAUCAUUUUUCUAUUGAUUUAGAAUUUAAGAUUGACUUACUUCACAGUGAGGGGGGGUCGCAACGACAAAAUAUACAAAAAUUGUAUUUAAAGAAGAUUAACUUAUUGACUCUGAAGUAAACUUUUGUUUAUGAGAGUAAGUUAAUUAAGCUACCCAAAGCUGUGAUACAGAGAUUUAAAAGUGAUUUCCGUAUUAUUUUAAGUAUUGCAUCCAGUGAUCAUUGUGGUCAAUUGAAAGACCAAAUAAGGAUUUUUCCAAUGUUUAAAAAAGAAUUCUUUAAAAAAGAACCCAUUAAACAAUGCUGUUUGAAUCAUAAGUGAUUUUUAAAAAAGAGAAUGCUAUGCUUCUUCUAAUCGUUCAGCUAAUAUUUUUUAUAUUAGGAUGAAAUGCACAAAUGCACCACUUGGGACCAAACUGUUGGAAGAAAAUGUAACUCAGACGGGAAGAAUUCUCACGGCCUAAUUCUGCUAGCUCCUAUAGCACUUUGGUGAAGAUUUCACUCAAAGCUACAAAAAUAACUUUUCUUUUGUUGCUUAUCACAAACCAUUUUCAUGUGUUAACUGACUUUACCAUCAAGCAGUAGGACAUGUUAAACAUGUUAAAUGUUUUAUGAAAGGCUUAUUGAGACAUUAAGGAUUAAAUCCAGAAAGAUGAGGAACUUCUUCCCAAUUGUACAUCUGAGAAAACAAAAUCUCCCAAAGGAAGAGCUGAAAAAAAAUCUGAUAACAGUGGUAACUAGAAAGUUAUUGCAUUUGCAAUACAAGUGGGUGCAUUUUCAAAGCAAAAGGGUUAAAGAUAAAUUUACUGCCCCUUGAAACAAAGACAGUAUAAUUUGCCACUUAGCCUCAAUAUUUGUUUUAAUUUUAAUUUUGGUCCAAGAAAUCUCAUAUGUUGAUUUAUGUAUCAAAACUUAUUUCCAUCUGGUUUUUACUUUUGAGGGACAAAUCUGCCAGUGUUGAAUCAACCAUUGAACAGGAGGAAUGCAAAUCUUAUGCCAGAAUUGAAGCACUAGAAUGUAACUAACAACCUAUUGACUUUCUUGUUUAGGAUGAUAUUUGACCUACGCCAGUGACUGUCAGCUUAUCACCUGCGGUUAAAUUACCAGUGAGAUGAGGGCACACUAUACUGAUGAAAUUAAUGCUUGAAAUGAAAUAACAGUGCAAAACAGGCAGAAAAAUGAAUUUGGGUUCUUGCCAAAGGGGAACUUUUGAAACCACAUUUUAUGAAAAUGAACAGUCAGCUAAACUUAACAUUUUAAUCUAUUAAUCCAAUUAUUUGUAGCGUAAUAAUCUCUUUCAAAUAACUCAAGCUUACUUUGCAAAGCAUCAUUUAGUAGGAACGCUUUGUAGAGGAACACUACCUACACGCAUGGCGAUCGAUUUAACGGUGAGCACCACUCAUCGGCCAAUACAGAUGAGUCAUUUCGUCUUAUUAGCAUUAAACCUAUGAUAUCAAUAUAAUCCUAUCAUGUUUGCGUAGCUUAUUUAGAUCUCUAUCAUAUUCAUAUACACGUUUAUUACAAGUUCAAUUUUUAUUGUAGUCUUUAGUCAUCCUGUGAAUUAAGGGAGAUGCAUGCAGGAAAAAGUACUGAGCCCCAUACUUCCUUCAACAUUUCACUGGUUCUCUGAAAACAAAAUUUUGAAGUGCCAUGAAAUUAUCUCCCUUCCUUCAACAGAGAUGAAACUUAAUUGAGUAGUUUCACUAUUCAAGUUAUAUGUGUUUAUGUAAGGACUGGUUUCAUGUCCCAUAAAGUGGAUAGAGAGGAGCAAUACAAGUAAUAAAGUAACCCUAGAGUAAGCCCCAAAUUCAUCAAAGAAUAGGAAUAACAAACCAGCACUAAAUUUUACAGAGCAGUAAUUAAAUCAGCUGUCUGAACUGGCAAUACUUUUAACCCAAAUCAAUGGAAUAUGGAAAAAUUCAUACUUAUAUUUACGAGAAAGCGAUGACUGCACGUAAAAGCCCUGAUAAAUAAAAGUUUGUAGUCAUCAAAAACCUAGAAAAAUUAAAGACACGGAGCAUUCUAUUCUCUUAUAUAUUUGGUUGAUAAUGCAUAGGCAUAUUUGCAAUUGUGUAUUAUUAUUUGCCUUGUCCAGCUUGCAAAGAUAAAAAUUAACCCAUACAACUCAAAUGUAAAUAAUAUGUUGGAAAAAUUCGUUACAUUCUCUUCAUAGAUGAAGACAGAGUGGUGAUAACAUUAGUUGGGUUUGCAUGUAGAACAUGAAGUCAGCAGCUAUAGAAUAGAACUUGAUCUGAGAAUGAAGCACAAUCCUACUGUAAUGCUGACACCACUGUGUCUGUGAAGCUUAACAUAUUUGAGGAUGCAUGGAUAAAAUUGAAUUUACUAAAAUUAAAAGCAGUACAUAGGGUUGCACGCUUGUGAAAUCAGUGUGCUUUCACCAGCAAACAACAAAUGAGAAGCAUGUAACUUAAAUUCUAAUAAAGAUGUGUAGAAAUUAGUUUGGUGUGAUAUGUCCAACCACUGGACUUCUGUCCUGCGGUGCAGUCGUGUUAUUAGAAAAAUAAAAUAGUUGCUAUGGUGAUUUCCACAUCCCCAAAGAUCACAAA
Messenger RNA from Thrips palmi, 6401 nucleotides. Its product is annotated as probable G-protein coupled receptor CG31760. Gene Ontology annotation, biological process: G protein-coupled receptor signaling pathway. The transcript has 14 exons. Lineage: Eukaryota; Metazoa; Arthropoda; Insecta; Thysanoptera; Thripidae. Gene Ontology annotation, molecular function: G protein-coupled receptor activity. The coding region runs from base 124 to 2502 and encodes 792 amino acids. Gene Ontology annotation, cellular component: membrane. The record is from RefSeq and is a predicted model, not a curated record.